CUUGUUCUUUCUCUGUCAACUUGUUGCUUUACCUCAGCGUUGACCGUGAAUGAUGAGCUACCACCGAUCUAAGAGAUCGGUGCAACGAGCUUUGGAAUCACAUCCCUUGAGAUUAAAGUUAACCAACCCCUGAAUUCUGGCCUCCGUGAGCAUUGUUAGUUCAGGCUCGUCAACAAGAGACGAGGCCAGCGGAAGACAUUGACGCCCUUCCCGAGCUUCAUUAUCAAGAAGACUUCCUAGCAACACAACCUCCCAAAGGCCCAAAUGGCUAGAAAUGAUUUCCUUCACCCAGUGUUUAUGGACAUUACGGAUUUGCCAAGUGACUACGCCAUUGAACAGAUGCGUGAGGCAGAAUCUAUCGGUUGGAAGGGUGGGGAGAAUUUCUUCGAUGGAAAACACGACGACUUCUGUUUCGUAUGUGGCGGCACAAUGGAGCUAUUCGAGUGCCAAACGUGUGAUAAUUGCUACCAUGCGACUUGCAUGACACCAUCGUUGCCCCCGAGUGAGGUCCCAGGUUUCUGGUUCUGCCCGCACUGUGUAGAUAGAGAGCUGCACAUUCCCCCAAGCUCUCCAAGAUCGCAUUACUUCACACCUGUGUCUCCACAAGGGUCGUCCCUUCCUGCGAGCACCCCAAAGACCCCAGGAAUCAGUGCUACCAGCUCUGUAGUAAGUUCUCUCAAACGACCAGCAGCCACUUCAAACACAGAGGAACCUGCCAGCAGUGGUCAAAGUCAAGCCAUCCCAGAGCAGAAUUUUCAGCCACAGGCUCCUCCUCAACCAGCGGGAACUCAUUCAACAAAAACACUUCCUCACAAAGGCAACAAUAGUCGUCAGCGGCGUUCAUACUCACCCCCGCUGAAAAAAUCCAAGUACUCGACCUUCUCUGCCGACGUCGACAAGGCGUUGACUGUCAUCCACAGAGAACUCGAGAAAGCAGCUCAUAUGGGGAGAGCGGAAGGAGGCCUCCAAGACAAGAUCCAGGCAUUGGAGCAACAGCUGAAGCUCAAAGAUGGGCAGAUUCAACUGGGCAUCAAGGAGCUUGAAUUUGCAAAAAGACAGCGUGUGGAGUCGAGUCUUCUUGAGGCUGAGAAUCGAAGAUUGAAAGAGGAGAACGCUAAUCUGGCGAGCUUGGUUGAGAGGAAAGACGCUGAGUUAAAGGAUUGGCGGGCGAAGCUUAGGAAUAUGAUUGGGAGCGAGUUGGAUUGAAUGGUGGAGGUCAUCUUCGAAUCCAAGGGUUCAGCCUCGUUUGACUCUUGCACAUCAGAUGAAAGGGGCUAGAACGAGAGCGGCAAUCGCACCACUGCUUCAAACGCAACGACCGACCCACACGCGAGAUUGGACAGGAGGAUACGAGCAUAGAAAAUGCACCGCAGACACAAAUGCAGUCAGGGACCAGGAUUUCGAGAAUGAGUCUGAGGAUGAGCGAGGAUCAGGCGAGGCAACGCGUUUUGGACAACUGUACUUAGAAGAAACAGUGCUCGAUCUGUACUCGGGUGUUGCAGGAACACAGAAGAAGCAUAGACAUGAAUGGUACCAACAAUUGGUUUGUGACCUCCGAUGGACCAUAAAGAGAAGCUGGAGGAGUUAAUGUGGGGCCAAACUACGGGGACGAGAAUUAAAGAAGAAACCCGACAACAAGAUUUCGAU
Messenger RNA from Hyaloscypha bicolor E, 1647 nucleotides. RefSeq lists its product as uncharacterized. Bases 265 to 1206 code for a protein of 313 amino acids. The record is from RefSeq and is a predicted model, not a curated record. The transcript is spliced from 2 exons. NCBI's taxonomy places the organism in Eukaryota, Fungi, Ascomycota, Leotiomycetes, Helotiales, Hyaloscyphaceae.